GCUAACAAUAACUUCGUGUACACCCCUGUAAACAAGGCUUUUGACUAAAAAAAAUUACAAUAUGAUCAACAGUCUCUUUAUUAUCAACAGCAGUGGAGAUGUCUUUAUGGAAAAGCAUUGGAAGAGUGUCAUUCACAAAUCAAUUUGUGACUACUUUUUUGAAGAGCAAGGAAAGGCAGGGAGUCCCGAGGAUGUCCCCCCUGUGAUAGCCACACCUCAUCACUACCUCCUCAACAUCUAUAGAAACCAGCUGUACUUUGUUGCUGUAGUCACAACAGAAGUACCUCCCCUCUUUGUUAUUGAGUUCCUACACAGAAUUUUCGACACAUUUGAGGAUUACUUCACAGAAUGCUCUGAGACAACACUGAAAGAACAUUUUGUUAUUGUAUAUGAGCUGCUAGAUGAGAUGUUGGACAAUGGAUUCCCUCUGGCAGUGGAGUCUAACAUUCUGAAGGAACUGAUUCGGCCUCCAAACUUCUUACGGACCAUCACAGACACAGUCACUGGCAAAAACACAGGAGUCAGUGCCACUCUUCCGACCGGUCAGCUGUCUAAUGUACCCUGGAGGAGGACCGGCGUGAAGUACACAAACAACGAAGCCUACUUUGAUGUUAUAGAGGAAAUCGAUGCCAUCAUAGACAAGCAAGGGAACACAGUCAUAGCAGAGGUCCAGGGAUAUAUAGAUUGUCUGAUUAAGCUGAGUGGGAUGCCAGAUUUGACCUUGUCCUUCAUUAACCCCCGUCUCCUGGACGACAUCAGCUUUCAUCCAUGUGUGCGGUACAAACGAUGGGAGAGUGAAAAGGUUUUGUCAUUUGUCCCCCCUGAUGGAAACUUUAGGUUGAUCUCGUACCAUAUAGGAGCCAAUAAUAUGGUAGCUGUACCUCUAUACAUCAGACACAACAUUCAGUACAGAGAGGGCAGUGGGGGGAGGUUUGAGGUCACCAUAGGACCCAAACAAACCAUGGGCAAAGUGGUGGAGAACAUAUCCUUGGAGGUUCCUUUCCCCAAGUCUGUACUGAAUCUCACCUUAACCCCCUCACAGGGAAAAUACACUUUUGAUCCUGUUGGCAAAAUACUAACCUGGGAUGUAGGUCGGAUGGAUCCUACCAAACUCCCCAGCAUUAAAGGAAAUAUCAGUUUACAGAGUGGACAUCCAAUACCAGAGUCAAAUCCCACAAUUAAU
This is a messenger RNA of Magallana angulata, 1183 nucleotides long. RefSeq names its product AP-3 complex subunit mu-2-like. NCBI's taxonomy places the organism in Eukaryota, Metazoa, Mollusca, Bivalvia, Ostreida, Ostreidae. The record is from RefSeq and is a predicted model, not a curated record. Gene Ontology annotation, cellular component: cytoplasmic vesicle; clathrin adaptor complex. Gene Ontology annotation, biological process: intracellular protein transport; endocytosis.